Knipowitschia caucasica is the source of this 330-nucleotide messenger RNA. Lineage: Eukaryota; Metazoa; Chordata; Actinopteri; Gobiiformes; Gobiidae. The record is from the annotation of a GenBank genome assembly.
AUGUCGGCGCUACAUGACCUCAAAUGGGAAAUCCAGCGAGGCCUUCAUCUGCUGACCAGUGCACACAGCAAAGAUAUUCUCUACAAGCUGGCAGAGUCGUUACAAGAUGAGGUGGAAGGAGAAACGCCAGGUGCAGAAUCGACCGAAGUGGAACUCUUCGAUUUCAUUGUUGACUAUAUGAGAAGUCCGCAACUGAAGAUCCUCGAGGACCAGGGGAUGUCUCACCUGCUCGCCCUCCACGACCUCAUCACAGAACUACAAUUGCCAUCCGCUGGUGGGGAAGAAGAUGCUCAAGUAUUUGAAGUCAUCAUCAUCAUCAGUGGCCGCUGA